UGAAUCCAAUAACGAUGCCUUCCCACUCUGGGACCAAAUGAUCGCUGAAGCAUUAGUAUUAAUCUUCAAUAAGUUGUCAAUAUUUGACAAAAUUUGCAUGGUUUCACUCGUUUGCAAAUCAUGGCAUAGAGUCGUUACUUGUUCUGAUUGCUGGCAAGAUAUUGAUUUUGAAGGCAUAGAAGAUCAUUAUAAUAAUGACUUAAAGCCAAUUCUAAAAGCUCUGUUGAGGAAGAAUUCAGAUCAUCUUCGCUCACUUUGUGCUAAAAAUUUCGUCGAUGACGAAUUGUUCUCUUUAUUUGCUGACCAUGCACAAUCUGUUCGGACAUUGAAGCUGUCAUGUUGUAGUAUAAGGAGCUCAACCAUAGAAACUGCUGCUGAGAAGCUCUCCACCGUUACCCAUUUGGAUAUAAGCUUCAACUGUUAUCAUAUUUCUGCCUCUGCUAUUAAGGCAAUUGGGUAUCACUGUAAGCAUCUUUUAACGUUUAACAUGAACGUUUCUUCAGACAUAGUUGAUAUAGAACCCCCUUUAGAUGAACAGGCUUUUGCCAUAGCAUCCACAAUGCCAAAGCUGAAGCACUUAGAAGUUUCAUAUGUGCACAUUGGUUCUGAAGGUCUGCUAAAGAUACUCUCCUGCUGCACUGAACUUGAAUUUCUGAACAUUCGUGGUUGUUUCCUUUUUGUUUUUAAGGAAAAUUUAUUUGAGAAUUUCUCUGGCUUGAAGGUUAUUGGUCCCUGGGCGACUGGUGAAGACUUGCUUAACUACAUGUACAAUCCUAGAUACAUUAUUCCAGAUUUUAUGGCAAUUGCUCAUGAGCUUGAUUUUUCUUUAUUUGAUGAAUUGAAGUACUGAUUUUUAUUUCUACUACACUCAUAUUAGGGUGAUAUUUCUUUUGAAAAGAAGAGUACCUUGUUUAUGAUAUUUUUAUGGAUUCAGAUA
This is a messenger RNA of Humulus lupulus (European hop), 937 nucleotides long. RefSeq names its product F-box protein FBW2-like. Gene Ontology annotation, molecular function: protein binding. Lineage: Eukaryota; Viridiplantae; Streptophyta; Magnoliopsida; Rosales; Cannabaceae. The coding region runs from base 38 to 850 and encodes 270 amino acids. The record is from RefSeq and is a predicted model, not a curated record. The transcript is spliced from 2 exons.